CAAAGCCAUUGUCCGGCCAAUGGAUAUCCAGGCAUCCCACGCCCUGAUGAAGAUCUGCCUCAAAGCUGCCUUGAUCUGGAUCGUCUCCAUGCUGCUGGCCAUCCCAGAGGCUGUGUUUUCUGACCUCCAUCCCUUCCACGAGGAAAGCACUAACAAGACCUUCAUUAGCUGUGCCCCAUACCCACACUCAAAUGAGCUACACCCCAAAAUCCACUCUACAGCUUCCUUUCUGGUCUUCUACAUCAUCCCACUGUCAAUCAUCUCUGUCUACUACUACUUUAUUGCCAAAAAUCUCAUCCAGAGUGCUUACAAUCUUCCUGUGGAAGGCAAUAUACACGUCAAGAAGCAGAUCGAAUCGAGGAAGCGGCUUGCCAAGACGGUGCUGGUGUUUGUGGGCCUCUUCGCCUUCUGCUGGCUCCCCAACCACGUCAUCUACCUGUACCGCUCCUACCACUACUCUGAGGUGGACACCUCCAUGCUCCACUUUGUCACCAGCAUCUGUGCCCGCCUCCUGGCCUUCACCAACUCCUGCGUGAACCCCUUUGCCCUCUACCUGCUGAGCAAGAGUUUCAGGAAACAGUUCAACACUCAGCUCCUCUGCUGCCGGCCGGGCCUGAUGAACCGAUCCCACAGCACCGGCAGAAGUACCACAUGCAUGACCUCGUUCAAGAGCACCAACCCCUCCGCAGCCACCUUCAGCCUCAUCAAUGGAAACAUCUGUCAUGAGGGGUACGUCUAGACUAAGCCUGGGUCUUGCCUCCCUAGUGACUCCUGUUUUUGCUUCACGGCUGGCCAAGAGCCCUUGAAUCUGUUGUUGUUUGUGUACUCUCCAAAGACCCUCCAGGAGUCUGGGUGGUGUAGUUGGGUGGGGGAGCAGCCCAAAUGGG
Messenger RNA from Castor canadensis (American beaver), 887 nucleotides. The record is from RefSeq and is a predicted model, not a curated record. Lineage: Eukaryota; Metazoa; Chordata; Mammalia; Rodentia; Castoridae.